Monomorium pharaonis (pharaoh ant) is the source of this 2143-nucleotide messenger RNA. RefSeq lists its product as uncharacterized. NCBI's taxonomy places the organism in Eukaryota, Metazoa, Arthropoda, Insecta, Hymenoptera, Formicidae. Bases 21 to 1001 code for a protein of 326 amino acids. The record is from RefSeq and is a predicted model, not a curated record. The transcript has 2 exons.
CGGGUCCUCCUCCUCUGGCGAUGAUUCCUCGCAGGUCCAGCUUGGGUUUGGUCGAACAACACAUACGACAGGCAGACAGACAGACCGACAGCAGCAGCAGCAGCAGCACAAAAGAUCGCACGCACACCUUCACGCGUAAUCCCGUAGUCGGAAAUCCACUCCUCGUCCGCGAGACACGCGUUCACACGCGCGGAAUUCCACUUUCCUCCUCCGGCGAGGACGCGAUCGCUCGGGUAUUCCGUUCCUUUCCCUGCCGAGCGGAGCUCCUCGGCGGAAUGGCGUGUGUCGUUCAAAGUCAAGGGAGAGCAGCAGCAGCGACGGCGGCGGCGGCGGCGGCGGCGGCGGCGACGACGGCGGCGUCCGUCGAAAUUCAAGCGCGUCACGUGACGCGUCCCUCCCGCGCCGCGAUUGGCCGUCGCGAGUCUUUUCUCCCGCGCUUCUCUCCCGCUCCUCGUCGCCGCGAAUCGAGGAUCGUCCCGACGACGACGAGGUCCUCCCGAUCGCGCGAAAUCGCGGAUCCCGAUCACCGCGAGGAGAUCGCGCCCGGCGCAUUCAACCUUCUCGUCGUCGCGACGGAACUCCGAGGCGGCCUUCUCGGCGCGGCGCACCGAUCACGAUUUUCGCUCUCACUGACCCCGAAUUCGAGUCCUCUCUUUGUACUCACGUCCCGUCGUCGGUCGACGAACUUGCACCUACGCUCCUCGCGCGAGUCGCCGCCGAUGGGGACGUCGUCGAGGUCACACACACACACUCGCGAGAACCGCCGCCCGUCGAGAUCGCGAGUGGCGGCGCGAGUCGUUCGCCCUGAAGUGCGAGUCGAAUUCGGAGUUCCGCGACGUCACGUGACGAUCUCGCUCGCCAAUCAGGCUGCUCGCGGAUUCGAUGGAAUUGAAAAUCGCGCGACCUCUCGGAUUCGCGGAGUCGCGGAGCUGCUUGACGUCACCCCUCGCCCGCGCGCCGCCCGAUUGGCCCGUGUUUACGUUUCAUGUAAAUGCCAGUGACACCGGGGGUACCACCACCACCACCACCACCACGACCAUCACCAACUACUACCACCGCGAGGGAGAGAACGGCGAGGAGUCGUGCCGGCGACGCGUCUUCCCGAAGGUUUCGCCGUUGGUACACCCACGAAGGGGAGCGAGUCCAGACGACGACGGGUCUCCCGUCGCGAGGAGACAAACACACUCGUGACGUCGUGGAAGGAAGGACAGGACGGGAGCCGAGUUGGCGCGGCGGCCAGUUCCUGCGCCUCCUCCUCCUCCUCCUCCUCUGUUUUAUCUCCCUCUCUGUUCCUCUAUCGCUCCCUCUCUCUCUCUCUCUCUCUCUGUCUCCUUCUCCCCCCUCCCCUCCCCUCCGCGGGCGUGCGUACGCGUACUACUAUGACCGUGCCACGCGGGACUCACGUCGGCGACUCACGCGUCUCGCGCGAAUUACACGCAUCGUGGAAGCUCGGCAUCGGGUGUGGAAACAACGAGGGACAUCGGUACCGACGCCGACCUCCGCGAUCCGCGGAAGGACUGUCGUCCGACUGCCCUCACCCGCGCCCCGCCAUUGGCGUCGCGGCAGGAGCAGUAGGAGCGAGAGCGAGACUGCGCGCGACUGAGAAGGAGUGGGGGGGAGAGGAAGGACAGCGCUGGCAGUGGCGGCGGCGAAGGGGAGAAGCGCGCGCACACACACACACACCACGCACACAUGCAUUUGAACCGCCAUGACCGUUGGAGCGAGAGGGAUCGAAGACCUUGCGACGGCGGUUACGGCGAACUCGGUGCGCGCGACGAUGACGGACGUAUAGUGCCGGUGGCCGCGGCGAUGGCCCGGAGAAGGGUGGUGAACGAGAGCGAGAGGGAUGCUCCGCGGCAGGAUCGUAGGCAGCCACGGCGACGACGACGACGACGACGGCAGCGUCGCGUCGAUGAUUAUGAAGUAACAGUUGUUAUCGAUCAAGUGCAAUGUUGUCCUCGGAGCAAGUCUCGACGGGUAACGUCGUUCGCCGCGUGCAGGCGCCAUUUUCGCUCGCGGCAUCGGCCACGUCUCAACUUCAUGGCAGAUGCAUGUUCGUGUUUAGAAUCCUGUUGAUGCAACCACAACGAUAGUUUGGUACUGGCGACAGUGGACACGGUGAACAAUCAACGGUAACAAGAUG